GGCUGGAGAGAAGCCAUGCUUUUUAUGGCAGGCCCUGCAGUCAACUGGUCCCUGAGGCCCCUGGGACUCCAUGGCGUCCCCCAAGCCUUGUGUGCUGUUCUCCUAACAGUGCUGGUCAUGAAGACCUUGGUUCUCGGUGAUACCAAGCUUGAGAACCUUUACCCUCAGUCCCUUCCACUAAACAAGUACCUGCAUUGCUACCGAUGUCUGCUGGAGACCGAAGAGCUGGGGUGCCUCCUGGGGUCUGACACCUGCCUGACACCUCUGGGCAGCAGCUGUGUCACCCUGCACAUCAAGAACAGCAGCGGUUUUAAUGUCAUGGUGAGCGACUGCCACAGCAAGGAGCAGAUGGUCCAUUGUUCAUAUACCCAAGCUUCCCCGGUGUUUGGCUUUUGGAUAUUCUAUCAGUGCUGCUUCCUGGAUUUCUGCAACAAUCCAAACAACAGGAAGAAAACAAUGCACUAGAACAGCAGGAACCUGCCACAUCCCGCCAGCCAACCUCC
Molecule: messenger RNA, 503 nt
Organism: Mus pahari (shrew mouse)
Lineage: Eukaryota; Metazoa; Chordata; Mammalia; Rodentia; Muridae
Gene: Ly6g5c
Product: lymphocyte antigen 6 family member G5C
Exons: 3
Coding region: 16-465 (149 amino acids)
Cellular component (GO): external side of plasma membrane
Source: RefSeq, a predicted model, not a curated record